Alexandromys fortis (reed vole) is the source of this 1586-nucleotide messenger RNA. It is a transcript of the gene Ptp4a1, whose product is annotated as protein tyrosine phosphatase 4A1. The record is from RefSeq and is a predicted model, not a curated record. Gene Ontology annotation, molecular function: protein tyrosine/serine/threonine phosphatase activity; protein tyrosine phosphatase activity. Gene Ontology annotation, biological process: protein dephosphorylation; positive regulation of cell migration. Gene Ontology annotation, cellular component: cytoplasm; nucleus. NCBI's taxonomy places the organism in Eukaryota, Metazoa, Chordata, Mammalia, Rodentia, Cricetidae. Bases 680 to 1351 code for a protein of 223 amino acids. The transcript has 6 exons.
GCUCUGGGCUGCGGCCGGCUCGGCGACGCUCCUCGGGCAGCUCACUGCAUGGUCGUCUGGUGCCCCCGCCGCCUGCAUCGCCGCCGCCGCCGCCCCGCGACGCCCACCGCCGCCUGCCCUGCCGCCGCCGCCUGUGCCGCCUCGGGACCGGCUGUAUGAUUAGGCCACAAUCUUCAAUGAGUAGACAUAUUCCUCAGUUCUGUGGUGUUCUCGGUCACACAUUUAUGGAGUUUCUGAAGGGCAGUGGAGAUUACUGCCAGGCACAGCACGACCUCUAUGCAGACAAGUGAACUGUAGAAAUUCAUUACUACUCCACCAAGAAGCCCCCAUAAGAGUGGAUACCUGGACACAGACGUGUUGAAUUGAAAUCUGCAGAGCAUUUUACAAGAGCUCAGACCUGGAUGGGGUAGACCUCAGUGCACUUCCUUUGUAUUGCCUCAGUAUUACUGGAUUGAAGAAUCACUGCUUCUUGUUAGGAGGUUCAUUUCAUUGCCCAUUUCUCCCAAUUUCAUACUAAAAGCACUGAGAAUUUCAAGUGGAGUAUAUUGAAUAUUGAAGUAGACUUCAGGUUGUUUUCUUUUUGUUUGUUUUUGAUUUUUUUUUUGCAUCAUUUCUGUAUUCAAUUUUUUAAUUCCUUCGUAACCCUAUUGGGUGUUUUUUUUUUUUAAACUAAAUUAACAUGGCUCGAAUGAACCGCCCUGCUCCUGUGGAAGUCACAUACAAGAACAUGAGAUUCCUUAUUACACACAAUCCAACCAAUGCGACCUUAAACAAAUUUAUAGAGGAACUUAAGAAGUAUGGAGUUACCACAAUUGUAAGAGUGUGUGAAGCAACUUACGACACUACUCUCGUGGAGAAAGAAGGCAUUCGUGUUCUUGACUGGCCUUUUGAUGAUGGUGCACCACCAUCCAACCAGAUUGUUGAUGACUGGUUAAGUCUUGUAAAGAUUAAGUUUCGUGAAGAACCUGGCUGCUGUAUUGCUGUUCAUUGUGUUGCAGGCCUUGGCAGAGCUCCAGUGCUUGUUGCCCUAGCAUUAAUUGAAGGUGGAAUGAAAUAUGAAGAUGCAGUACAGUUCAUAAGACACGGCGUGGAGCUUUUAACAGCAAGCAACUUUUGUAUCUGGAGAAGUACCGUCCUAAGAUGCGGCUGCGCUUCAAGGAUUCCAAUGGUCAUAGAAACAACUGUUGUAUCCAAUAAAACUGGGGUGCCUGAUGCCAUUGUCUUGGAAGUGGAACUUCAGAUGGGACCUGAUUUGUCAUACAUAAUUAGCCAACAUGUUGGCUUAUUGAAUAAGUCUGCUGAAGCUUCCACGGGAAUAUUGAAAACCAGUCUUACCAGGCCACAAGCUUGACAGAAUUGCAUCCUCUAUAUUUGGGUUAUGAUCAACCUGUUUGGACACUUAGCAAAAGAUCUUUGCUGUUCAGCAUUUAAAAUGUGCUUAUUAUUUGUACCAAUUGACCCUUCCUAAAAUAUGGUAUUGAGUUAUGUCCUUAUAUGUACCAUGUGCCAGAGUAUUAUUAGUAUAUAAGGAAUUUAGAAAGAUUAGGUGCCAAAAUACCCAUCACAAUACCUAUAUAUUUUUAGCA